This is a messenger RNA of Penicillium taxi, 183 nucleotides long. RefSeq names its product mitochondrial 54S ribosomal protein bL33m. Gene Ontology annotation, cellular component: mitochondrion; ribosome. Lineage: Eukaryota; Fungi; Ascomycota; Eurotiomycetes; Eurotiales; Aspergillaceae. The transcript is spliced from 2 exons. Gene Ontology annotation, biological process: translation. Bases 1 to 183 code for a protein of 60 amino acids. Gene Ontology annotation, molecular function: structural constituent of ribosome. The record is from RefSeq and is a predicted model, not a curated record.
AUGGCCAAGAAAUCAAAAUCUCGUACCAUCGCCGUCCGGCUGAUCUCAAUGGCUAUGACGGGUUAUUACCGUACUAUGAUCCGUCCGCGUGCGCACCGCCCCCUCAGCAUGCUGAAGUACGACCCUGUCGUGAAGAAAACUGUUCUCUUCCUUGAAGCGACCAAGGGUGGAAAAGCAAAAUAA